Messenger RNA from Lemur catta (Ring-tailed lemur), 2421 nucleotides. RefSeq names its product purinergic receptor P2X 7 (gene P2RX7). The coding region runs from base 142 to 1929 and encodes 595 amino acids. Gene Ontology annotation, molecular function: ATP binding; extracellularly ATP-gated monoatomic cation channel activity; purinergic nucleotide receptor activity. The transcript has 13 exons. Gene Ontology annotation, cellular component: plasma membrane; nuclear inner membrane. NCBI's taxonomy places the organism in Eukaryota, Metazoa, Chordata, Mammalia, Primates, Lemuridae. The record is from RefSeq and is a predicted model, not a curated record. Gene Ontology annotation, biological process: response to ATP; monoatomic cation transmembrane transport.
GUGAUUGGAAGAGCUCAACGUUAAAGGUUCCUGCUAAGAAUCAGUGAAUUUCAUUUUGCUGUUCCUGGGGGGGCCUGCAGUGGCCCCGUCUGAGAGGGUUGAGCCCUGGUCCAGCCCCAAGCAGGGAGCGCACCUCUCACCAUGCCGGCCUGCUGCAGCUGCGAGGAUGUGUUCCAGUACGAGACAGACAAAGUCAUCCGGAUCCAGAGCAUGAAUUAUGGCACCAUUAAGUGGUUCUUCCAUGUGAUCGUCUUUUCCUAUGUUAGCUUUGCUUUGGUGAGUGACAAGCUGUACCAGCAGAAGGAGCCUGUCAUCAGUUCUGUGCACACCAAAGUGAAAGGGAUAGCGGAGGUGAAAGAGGAGAUCAUAGAGAACGGAGUGAAGAAGUCGGUGCAGCACGUCUUUGACACUGCGGAUUACACCUUCCCUUUGCAGGGGAACUCCUUCUUUGUGAUGACAAACUUUCUCAAGACAGAAGGCCAAGAGCAGCGGUUGUGUCCUGAGUAUCCCACCCGCAGGACACUCUGUUCCUCUGACCGGGGCUGUAAAAAGGGAUGGAUGGACCCAAAGAGCAAAGGAAUCCAGACCGGACGGUGUAUAGUGUAUAAAGGGAACCAGAAGACCUGUGAAGUUGCUGCCUGGUGUCCCAUCGAGGCAGUAGAGGAGGCCCCCCGACCUGCACUCUUGAACAGUGCUGAAAACUUUACUGUGCUCAUCAAGAACAAUAUCGACUUCCCCGGCCAUAACUACACCACGAGAAACAUCUUGCCCGGUUUAAACAUUACUUGUAACUUUCACAAGACUCAGAAUCCACAGUGUCCCAUUUUCCGACUAGGAGAUAUCUUCCGAGAAACAGGAGAUAAUUUUUCAGAUGUGGCAAUUCAGGGUGGAAUCAUGGGCAUUGAGAUCUACUGGGACUGCGACCUCGACAGUUGGUUCCAUCGCUGCCGUCCCAAAUACAGUUUCCGUCGCCUGGACGACAAGACCACCAAUGAGUCCUUGUACCCUGGCUACAACUUCAGAUACGCCAAGUACUAUAAGGAAAACAAUGUCGAAAAACGGACUCUGAUAAAAGUCUUUGGGAUCCGUUUUGACAUCCUGGUUUUUGGCACAGGAGGAAAAUUUGACAUUAUCCAACUGAUCGUGUACAUUGGCUCAACCCUCUCCUACUUUGGUUUGGCCACUAUGUUCAUUGACUUUCUCAUCAACACUUACUCCAGUAGCUGCUGUCGAUCCCAUGUUUAUCCCUGUUGCAAGUGCUGUGAACCCUGCGCAGUCAAUGAAUACUACUACAGGAAGAAGUGUGAGUCCAUCGUGGAGCCAAAGCCGACAUUAAAGUAUGUGUCCUUUGUGGAUGAAUCCCACAUUAGGAUGGUGGACCAGCAGCUACUUGGGAAAAGUCUGCAAGAUGUCAAAGGGCAAGAAGUCCCAAGACCCCCGCUGGACUUCACAGACUUGUCCAAGCUCCCUCUGACUCUCCAUGACCCGCCCUCCGUUCCUAGAGAAACAGAGGAGAUGCAGCCACUUCACGAAGAGGUGACUCCUAGAUCCGGGGACAGCCCGGAGUGGUGCCAGUGUGGAAGUUGCCUCCGGUCCCAACUCCCUGAGAGCCACAGGUGCCUGGAGGAGCUAUGUUGCCGGAAAAAGCCGGGGGCCUGCAUCACCACCUCACAGCCAUUCAGGAAGCUCGUCCUGUCUAGACAUGUCCUGCAGUUCCUCCUGCUCUACCAGGAGCCCUUGCUGGAGCUAGAUGCGGAUUCCACCAAUAGCCGGCUGCGGCACUGUGCCUACAGGUGCUACACCACCUGGCGCUUCGGCUCCCAGGACAUGGCUGAUUUUGCCAUCCUACCCAGCUGCUGCCGCUGGAGGAUUUGGAGAGAGUUUCCCAAGAGUAAAGGGCAGUACAGUGGCUUCAAGAGUCCCUAUUGACAGCAUGGGGCUACAGCAGUCAUAUUAGUGUUAUCUUUACCAUCACCUUGAACUUCACCUGCAAAGAUCUGUGGCCAAAUUUUCAGCCAAAGGGAAAUGUGUUUUCAUCUCAUAUAGCUCUAUAUAUGUCUGAGAGCACAGUGACCUGGUUAAACAAACAAACAAACAAACAAACCAGAAUCCCUUUGCAUGGACUGACAGUGAAGAGAUUCAGAUAUAAGUCUCAAUUCUGUCCCUAGGAAGUUGUGUGACCCUAGGCCUUUAACCUCUGUACCUUUGUCUCCUCAUUACCCAACCUACUAUCUCAGAAAUAUUGUGAGGACGAAUUGAGACAGUGUUCAUGAACUGUCUUGUUAACAUAUAAGGAGCUACAGGUACGCAAAACAUCUCAGUAUAGGUCAGAGUAGGAUAAUGUCCAACUAAGAACAAAUCCUUUGGUCCUGGCUGGAGAAUGUGAAAGAUUAAAAGUGACCACAAAUUCUUUGACACUCA